CCAGCAGAAUCUUAGCUGGAUCACUCUCUCUCUCUCUCUCUCUCUCUGCAUCUGCCCUUUCUUCUUCCCUUUCUCCAUCUCCGGUUCAACCUUUUCACACUCGGUGUCUCUCUCUCGACGAGCUAAACUCAACAGUCCCCACGAAUCACAGCAAUCGCCAUUACCCACUGAGGUUGCGAGAGCGAGAGUGAGAGAGAGAGAGAUACAGUGAGAGGGUAGCUACUCUCUCUUUGCCCUCUCCCCCCCAUCUGCACCGGUCCCUCCCACCACACCACAAUGCCCUUCUUGAUCUUCUUCCUCCUCCUCUUCCUCACCUCUGGCCUCCGUCCCGCCGUCACCGUCCACCACCACCACCACCACCACCACCACCGGCGGAUCCUCCACCAACCCUUCUUCCCCCAAGGCUCCAUUCCUCCCUCUCAGCCUCCUUCGCCUUCCCCUCCCUCCCCUCCUUCUCCCCCCAAGUACCCUUUCACCUCCUCUUCUUCUUCCUCCUCUCCUCCCACUUCCGGCGACUCCCCGUUCUUCCCCACUUACCCUUCCCCUCCCCCGCCGCCCUCCCCUGCUUCCUAUGCCUCCUUCCCUGCCAACAUCUCCUCUCUCAUCCUCCCUCACUCUCCCUCCUCUUCCUCCUCCUCGUCGUCCUCCUCCUCCGUCAAGCUCGUCGCGCUUGCAGUCUCUGCCGCCGUUGUCUCCAUCCUCCUCCUCUCCUCCAUCGCCUUCUUCCUCUACCGCCGACACCAUCGGAGCCGCCACUAUCUCGCCGAAGAGGCCGACUCUACUGCCAAGGCUGCACGCUUGCCUGACAACAGCCGGGGGCCGCCGAGCAAUGCCGAGACUGGUGCUGGCCGGAAGCAGAGGACCAACCCGUCAUCGAACAGCUCCGAGUUCCUCUACCUGGGCACGAUCGUCAACUCGCGCGGGAUCGAGGACUCGCGCAAUGCGGGUCGUGGAGGUGGCGACGGGCUGGAUCCGAGGAAGCUCGACUCGCCGGAACUCCAGCCCCUGCCGCCGCUCGCCCGGCAGGGGUACCGGCAGAAUGGCGACGUGGGAUCCACCGCCGACGAGACUGAGGAGGAGUUCUACUCCCCGAGAGGCUCGCUCGGUACCGGAUCAGGGUCUAGAAGAGUGUUCGCCGCAGUUGGAACGAAUCUAGAGGAUUCCGGAGGAAGAAGGAGCGACUCGAGCUCAUCUUCUUCAUCGUCUUCGACUUCCUGCUCGCCGGCCAGGUCCCAAUCCAUCAGCCUCUCUCCGCCGGUGAGCGUGAGCCCUCGGAGAUCGCUGCCCAAGUCUCCCGAGCAGGCCGAUGAGCAGCAGGUUCAUUACGCGAUCCCGCUGCCCGACGAGAGCAGGACCCCUCUGCUGCUCUCUUCACAGUCGACGUCGCCGGAGAGGGACUCACCCAGCAGGAAGUUCUCGAGGUCAUCGAGCACGGUCUCGGAUCGGAACCCCCGCCCCCACUCUCCUUCACUGUCCCCGCUCUCUUGGUCCCCUGACAGAGGCUUAGAAAGGAACCCUGAUGUCUCCCUCAGAAUGUGGAACAUGUCCGAUUCGAAUGUGCAGUCUCUGCACUCGUCUCCAUCCCCGGGAAGACCAUCGUCCAAGUCCUCCUCUAGUCAGAGUGGGAAGUUCCGAGCACCCUCGCCGCUCUCUCAGUCACCGGAUAGAGUGGAAGCCAUAGAGGCUUCGCCAAGAACUUCCAAUGCUUCAGAACAGAGUCAAAGCGAGCGGUUUUCACUUCCUUCCUAUUCGGCUUCCCCGGUGAAAGCGUUCAGAUCACCUUCCCCUGCUUCCUCUCUGUCACCGGAGAGAAUCCCAGGGGUUGAAUUAAAUCAGCAGCAGGUGCCAGCCGCAGUUGUGGUGGCCACGCCGCCUGCUCCACCAGCAGUGCCAGUGGCCGCAGCACGGCCGCCACCUCCACCGCUACUGCCAGUGGUGGCAGCACCUCCACCUCCUCCACCCCCAGCACCUGUGGUGGCAGUACCACCACCGCCUCCACCACCGCCGCCUAUGCCACCAAUGCAGCAGAGGCUUCAGGAGAGUCCGGUGCCCUUAACCCCGACUGAUCAGCCGAUCUCAAGGCCUCCAUCCCUUAUCCCACCAUCGAGGCCAUUCAUGCUGCAGAACAUGGUCAAGGUUUCUCCAGUGGAGUUGCCACCGAGCUCUGAAACGGUAGAGAAGGUUCUUGAUGAUACCCCGAAGCCAAAGUUGAAGCCCCUGCACUGGGAUAAGGUCAGGGCAAGCUCAGAUCGCGAGAUGGUGUGGGACCAUUUGAGAUCCAGCUCCUUCAAGUUGAAUGAGGAGAUGAUUGAGACACUGUUUGUUGUGAACACACCGAGUUCCAAGCCGAAGGACAUGACUCCUCGAUCAGUUCUUCCUUACUCGACUCAAGAAAACAGAGUUCUUGAUCCCAAGAAGUCACAGAACAUUGCAAUUCUUUUGAGGGCACUGAAUGUGACUAUCGAGGAAGUCUGCGAAGCCCUUUUAGAAGGUAAUGCAGACAUGCUCGGGACGGAACUUCUCGAGAGUUUACAGAAGAUGGCUCCGACCAAAGAAGAAGAGCGUAAGCUGAAGGACUACAAGGACGACUCACCCGUCAAACUCGGGCCCGCGGAGAAAUUCUUAAAGGCUGUUCUUGAUGUGCCGUUUGCAUUCAGAAGAGUUGACGCCAUGCUCUAUAUAGCCAAUUUUGAGUCCGAGGUCGACUACCUGAAGAAAUCUUUCACAACCUUAGAGGCUGCCUGUGAAGAGCUUCGAAACAGUAGAAUGUUCUUGAAGCUUCUGGAAGCAGUCCUCAAGACAGGAAACCGCAUGAACGUGGGAACGAACCGAGGGGAUGCACACGCUUUCAAGCUCGACACCCUCCUCAAGCUUGUGGACGUGAAGGGUGCUGAUGGGAAAACAACUCUCCUGCAUUUUGUCGUGCAGGAAAUCAUAAAGUCCGAGGGAGCCCGCCUCUCAGGAAAAACCCAGCAGGCUCCUUUGAAUCCUAACCUAUCCGAGGAUGCAAAGUGUAGAAAGCUCGGCCUUCAGGUAGUGUCGAGCCUCAGCUCGGAGCUUGCCAACGUGAAGAAAGCUGCUACCAUGGACUCUGACGUACUGAGUGGAGACGUGAACAAACUGUCUCUGGGGAUUGGGAAUAUUGGGGAGAUUGUGCGACUGAUUGAGUCUUUGACAGGGUCGGAUGGUUCAAGCGCUAGGUUCUCAGACUCGAUGAACAGGUUCAUCAAAAUGGCUGAGGAGGAGAUCUUUAGAAUUCAGGCCCAGGAGAGCGUGGCGAAGUCUCUGGUGAAGGAGAUCACCGAGUACUUCCACGGAGACUCGGCCAAGGAGGAAGCCCACCCGUUCAGAAUCUUCAUGGUCGUAAGGGACUUUCUCGCCAUUCUCGACCGGGUCUGCAAGGAAGUCGGUUCGAUAAACGAGCGGACAAUAGUGAGCUCGGCCCACAGGUUCCCCGUUCCCGUCAACCCAUUGCUGCCAGUUCCCGUUAACCCGAUGCUCCCCCAAGUGCUUCCUCCAUUCCAAGGCAAUAAAAGGUACGAUUCCUCGGAUGACGAUGAGUGCUUAUCUCCGUAGAAGAAUUGUUCGAACGAACUGUGCCACUUAUGUUUUACCCAACUACCCUUUGUAUCUCUGUAAAAAAGCCCCCCCCCCCCCCCCCCCCCCCCCACCAAAAUGAAAUAGAUCGGUGAAAAUGGAUUCAGCAAUAUAUAUAUAUAUAGAUUAUAUAAUUAUAUCAAUAUAAUAUACGGAGGAGGAGUUCUUUUGUAGAAAAUAAUGUAGUUUAUGUAAUGCUGAAUUAAGCUGUAAAAAGAUUUUCCUUUGAAGGGAUUCAUGUCCUUUGCCACUCAA
Molecule: messenger RNA, 3852 nt
Organism: Punica granatum (pomegranate)
Lineage: Eukaryota; Viridiplantae; Streptophyta; Magnoliopsida; Myrtales; Lythraceae
Source: RefSeq, a predicted model, not a curated record